GGAAGCUGCAGGUUCUGGGCUGCAGGACAAAACCCCAAUCAAAUAAAUCCAGUUCCCCAUCGCGUUUGAGUUGCCGAACUGGGAAGGAUGGGGCGGGGAGGGGAGCGCAGGGGCACAGCGGAGCCUGAAUGGGGUUCUCAUUGAGCGGAAGAAAAUCGUGGAGGAUAUUUGUGUUUUGGUUCGGAGCUGUCGCAUUGAGAUCGCCAGUGUUUUUUUCAGGUCGUGGGAGAACCUCUCUUCUUCCCCUUAGUGGAAAUACCCAUAAAACCUGUGUUUGAAACUAUUGCUCGACCCAAAUCAGCAAAAAGAGACCCGUAAUGCCAGGAAUGGUCAGUAAAAACCCAGACCUCGAGUUUGACUCUUUGCAGCCUUGUUUCUACCCGGACGAAGAUGAUUUUUAUUUGUGCGGGCCGGACUCCGCUCCCCCCGGCGAGGACAUCUGGAAAAAGUUUGAGCUGCUGCCCACCCCUCCCCUGUCUCCCAGCCGGGCCGGGCUGCAGGAGCACCCUCCGGGCGGGGGCCCGGUGCCGUGGGCAGGGGCGGCUCUCUGGGGCUGCCGCCCCACCGACCCCGUGGACUGGGCAUCGGAGCUGCUCCUGCUGCCCCCCGAGGCCGACCUGUGGGGCGGCGUGGACGGAGGAGACUUCUUCGAGACGGGCCCCGGCGUGGCGAACAAUCUCAACUCCAUCAUCAUCCAGGACUGCAUGUGGAGCGGCUUCUCCGCGCGGGAGAAGCUGGAGCGGGCGGUGAGCGAGAAGCUGCAGAAGCCCAAAAUGCCGCCAACGUGCUCUGUGCGUGCACAGAGAAGUCCACUUGGGCUGAACCGCGGUUUGCCGUGUGUAAAUGAGCUGGUCCCAAUGACCACAGCCACAAACUUGGAUGAAGAUGAGGAGGAAGAGGAUGAAGAAGAAGAAAUAGAUGUUGUUACAGUGGAGAAAAGACGCUCCUCUACCAAGUCUGUUACCACCCUUACUAUUACAGUGCGUCCUAAAAAUACCACUUUUUCAUCAGUCAGGACACAGCAGAAUGGACUGAUAUUAAAACGUUGUGCCCCAAUUCACCAGCAGCAUAAUUAUGCUGCUCCUUCUCCAUUUGUGGAGACUGAAGAGGCUCCACCACAGAAGAAGUUAAAAAUCGAGGUGCCCCGUCCAGUAAAACCCACGAUCCAACCAAAGCCCAAGAGUUCAAGUCCUCGAAACUCUGAUUCAGAGGACAGUGAACGUAGACGCAACCAUAAUAUCCUGGAGCGUCAGCGACGUAAUGAUCUACGGUCAAGUUUCCUUACGCUAAGGGACCAUGUUCCAGAACUGGUUCAAAAUGACAAAGCUGCAAAAGUUGUGAUCUUGAAAAAAGCCACUGAAUAUGUUCAUUCUCUUCAGGCAGAGGAGCAGAAGUUACUGCUAGAAAAGGAAAAAUUGAAAGCCAGACAAGAACAAUUACUAAAGAAAAUAGAUUACAAGCGGACUUGCUAAACUUUUGUUUUGUUUUGUUUGUUGGUUUUGGUUUUUUUUUUUGGCUGAUCAGGACAGUCAUUGCCACUUUGCACAUUUUUGAUUCUUUAUAAAAAAUUGUGUUUUUUGACGUUAAGAAUGUUGGUUUUAAUUUCAAUCCAGUCCCUGAAGUAAUCGACAGACUAUAUUAUCCGGGUACGGAGCAAAUGGAUGUUCUUGCAAGGAGUUUAUUGCAAGACUACCAAACAACAAUGGACUGCCUUUCUUUUUUCCCUCUUAAGAACUGUAGAUGGUGGGGAUUUUUUUUUUUUUUAAGUGUUGUGAGCAUUUGGAGCUGCUGAUGACAUCUAGUUGAGUUUUAAAAUGUUCAUUCCUAAGUUUUAUGGUGCUUAUGUUCUAACAGAUGUUACUUUAGGGGUUGGCAUUUUGUACCCCUGUGGGAAUUUCUGUAAAUACCAUCUACACACUUGCCUUUUGUACAUGUCUUGGGUUAUGAGAGGUGGCUUUUGCUGCCAGUAUUAGACUGGAAGUUCAUACCUAAGUACUGUAAUACCUCAAUGUUUGAGGAGCAUGUUUUUGUAUACAAAUAUAUUGUUAAUCUCUGUUAUGUACUGUACUAAUUCUUACAUUGCCUGUAUACUUUAGUAUGAUGCUGAUACAUAACUAAAUUUGAUACUUAUAUUUUCGUAUGAAAAUGAGUUGUGAAAGUUUUGAGUAGAUAUUACUUUAUCACUUUUUUGAACUAAGAAACUUUUGUAAAGAAAUUUACUAUAUAUGCCUUUUCCUAGCCUGUUUCUUCCAGUUAAUGUAUUUGUUAAUGUUUGGUGCAUAGAACUGGGUAACUGCAAAGUUCUGUGUUUAAUUUCUUCCAAUGAUGUACAUUUAGUGCUGCGUCUUAUAGCACUUUGAAAUACCUCAUGUUUAUGAAAAUAAAUAGCAA
Molecule: messenger RNA, 2391 nt
Organism: Ficedula albicollis (Collared flycatcher)
Lineage: Eukaryota; Metazoa; Chordata; Aves; Passeriformes; Muscicapidae
Gene: MYCN
Product: v-myc avian myelocytomatosis viral oncogene neuroblastoma derived homolog
Exons: 5
Coding region: 318-1472 (384 amino acids)
Biological process (GO): regulation of transcription by RNA polymerase II
Molecular function (GO): protein dimerization activity; DNA-binding transcription factor activity, RNA polymerase II-specific; RNA polymerase II cis-regulatory region sequence-specific DNA binding
Source: RefSeq, a predicted model, not a curated record